CGACCAUGGACGACUACAACUACUACACGAUAUCGCCCAGGUUGGAUGACUACACCACUCCCGCCCAGUUGGAUGACCCGGAAGGUUGGCUGCAGGAAAAUGACAACCAGACUCAUCCCAGCAACGACACCUUCAAUUUUAUUGUGAUUGACGACCCCAACGACCUUCAUUAUCCCUGGAAGAUCAUCCCGUUCUUCUACCUGCACCUCACCACCUACCUGGUCACCCUCGUCUUCGGCAUCAUCGGCAACGUCGCCGUCAUCGUCCUUAUGGCAGGUGACCGUAAGUCCCGCAACACGACCAACAUGUUCCUGGUGUCUCUGUCAGUGGCCGACCUGCUCAUGUUACUUCUCUGUGUACCUCUCAAGAUCGUCUACUUCUUCGUGGUGCUGUGGGACUCUGGCGGUGCUGCCUGCAAGAUUGCCAACUACUUCAUGAUGCUCUCCUUCACCGCCAGUGUCCUCAACCUCACUGCCGUCAGCUUAGAGAGGUUCAUCGUGAUAGUGUUCCCGAUGAGAUCACGUUCCCUGUGUACGAUGAGCAACUGCCGCCGCUCUGUCCUGUUCGUGUGGGUGGUGUCCCUCCUGCUGGCCUGCCCUAUCACCAAGGUCAUGGACAUCGACACGGUCAUGUACACGGACCCGUCACGGAGUGUGUGGGUGACGGCUUACUACUGCAAGCAGUUGGAGUCCCUGGUGUUCCUGACUUACCAGCUGUUGGUGCUGUUCGUGGUCCCCGCCCUCCUCAUGAUCAUCUUCUACACCUUCGUCAUCAGGGAGCUCUGGCGGUCCACCAAGAACAUCAAGGCUCUCACCAAUGCAGCCAGGAGCGGCGGGGCAUCCGGUUCAGAAAGCUACUACCUGCGGGUGACGGGGGGAGAGUCCCUGGGAAUGGGCGCCAGGAAUGGGCGUCUGGGCGGAGGGGACUCAGCUUACAACAGCUCGGCCUCGCUCUAUGUGCCCUACUCUGCCACCAGGUCCCGCACGCCCUCCCCCGGUGGCCGACACGUGGCCAAGAAGCACCGCGAGAAGGGCGAGGACGUCAAGAAGGCCAGGAAGCAGGUGAUCAAAAUGUUGAUCGUGGUAGUGGUGUUAUUCCUGCUGUGUUGGGGACCGAGGAUCGUCAUGGAGAUCUGCAUCAACUUGGGACUCCGACAGUUUAACCAGGUGUUCUACAACUUCAACAUCGUGUUCAUCUUGUUGCCGUUCAUCCAUUGCUGCAUCAACCCCAUCAUCUACUGCUUCAUGUCAAAGAACUUCCGACGCUCUAUGAAGAAGCGCCUGGAGGACUCCUCGUGCGGGAGGUCGUGCGCGUGUCGUUGCUGCUGUCGCCGUCGACGACCCCCGCCCAGGAACCUGCUCAACCGGGUGGUCACCAGGAGCAUUUACUCAUCGUAUUCCCCGGAGGGCACUACCCGACACACUGACCUAGAGACUGUCUCCACUAUGUAAACGUUCCCAUCCCUCUCCUCUACCUUCCUCAACCUUCUCUACUUGUCCCCUACUCUACAGUACUGUCAUAAGGUCUUCUUCAUGUACUUCUACUUUCAUUCUACCUUACUGUAAAUUCCUUUUCAAACCAAACCUAAUUCUACAGUAGCGCUUUCACUGUAUCACAAUUUUUUUACCCAAACUAAUGCUCAUUAGUCCUGUUCGG
This is a messenger RNA of Homarus americanus (American lobster), 1656 nucleotides long. Its product is annotated as allatostatin-A receptor-like. Gene Ontology annotation, cellular component: plasma membrane. Lineage: Eukaryota; Metazoa; Arthropoda; Malacostraca; Decapoda; Nephropidae. Gene Ontology annotation, biological process: G protein-coupled receptor signaling pathway. The transcript has 8 exons. Bases 6 to 1451 code for a protein of 481 amino acids. The record is from RefSeq and is a predicted model, not a curated record. Gene Ontology annotation, molecular function: neuropeptide Y receptor activity.